Messenger RNA from Bacillus rossius redtenbacheri, 1857 nucleotides. RefSeq names its product pre-mRNA 3'-end-processing factor FIP1-like. The transcript has 10 exons. Bases 243 to 1745 code for a protein of 500 amino acids. Gene Ontology annotation, cellular component: mRNA cleavage and polyadenylation specificity factor complex. Lineage: Eukaryota; Metazoa; Arthropoda; Insecta; Phasmatodea; Bacillidae. The record is from RefSeq and is a predicted model, not a curated record.
GAAAGUCAAGCUAUUCUAGUCAUUAUGCGUGUGAAAUAUUGUUGAGUUAUGUUUAAAAUUGUUGCUUACCUUGAUAAGUGAGGGUUGCAUGUACUUGUUCGGGGCCGUCUUCUUCACGUGUCAAGCUAUUCUAGUCAUUAUGCGUGUGAAAUAUUGUUGAGUUAAGUUUAAAAUUGUUGCUUACCUUGAUAAGUGAGGGUUGUGUGUAUUUGUUCGGGACCGUCUUCUUCACGUGAGAAAAAAUGGCGGAUGACUCGGGGAACGAAGACCAGUGGCUUUACGGCGAUGCAACAGAAACUACUGAUCAUGAAAUACAAGAUAAAACAGUCGAUGAUUCAUCAGAAGAAAAAACAGAUCGAUCACGUGUAAAUGAUAUAGCAGAUGAUAGUCAUGAUAAGGCAACAGAACCCACUGAAAACAGCUCUGCGUCGGAGGCAGCCCCGCAGCCCGCCGCCAUCCCCGCCCCGGUGCCGGGGGAAGCCGAGGGCGACGACGAGCAGUCGCAGGACAAGGACGAGGAAGCCAAGGAGAACGGGACGGGGACGGGAGAUGACGAGGACGACAGUGACGAGGAUGACGUGCACGUCAUCAUCAACGACAUCAAGACCAGCCCCACCUACACCAGCCUGAACAUCAAGCGAGGGGGGCUGCUCACGUCCUCCGGGGGCGCCGACAAGCUCAAGCAACCGGGCAAGUUCUCCAUCGAGGAGUUUGAGGCGGUCGGCUCCAUCAAUGGCGUGCCCGCUCACGAGUACAACCUGGACUCCGUGGAGGACAAGCCGUGGAGGAAGCCCGGCGCGGACAUCACCGACUACUUCAACUACGGCUUCAACGAGGACACGUGGCGGGCGUACUGCGAGCGCCAGAAGCGCCUGCGCAUCCACGAGUCGGGCGUGGGCCUGGCGCAGCUGGGCAGCACGGGUGCCGGCCGGGGAGUCAUCCCGGUCGCCAUCACCAAUGACAACUCCAAGUACUCGGGCUUCAUGGGGCCCAAGAAGGCGGGGCCGCCGCCCGGCCGCCGGCUGGCGGGCACCAUCGACGUCAUCGGCGUGGGCGGCCUGGCGUCCCGGCGCAACAGCGAGAAGGGGACGCCGCCCAAGGAGAACGUCAUCCAGGUGAUGACGGCGGACCGGCGGGAGUACAGCCGCAAGCCGUUCCCGGACAUGUCGGUGCCCCCGCCGGCGGCCUUCGACCUGCCCCCUCCCCCGCACGGCGUGAUCCCCCCGGCCUUCCCCCCUCCGCCCGGCCACAUGGACGGCUACGGCUCGGACUUCUACUCGGGCGACGCCGACCCGUACUACCAGGCGUACGAGCCCACCCAGGACCUGCAGUGGAAGGACAAUGCCUGGCAGCCGUCCGGACAGGCGGUGAAGGUGAUGACGCCCCGCCCCAUCGUGACGACGCUGGCGGGCCUGCCCCCCGACGCGCGGUCCCAGGACUCGCGGGGCAGCGAGGACACGUCUCGCCGGCGCGGCCGCUCCACCAGCCGCCUGGGCGACGACAAGGACCUGGUGGUGCCCGGCACGGAGAAGGAUCCCCGGGAGCGCAAAGACCGCGGCGAGCGUGCCGAGAAGGAGCGGCACAGGGACAGGACGCACCGGAGGAAGGACCGGUCGCGGAGCCGCAGCACGGAGCGUCGCUCCCGCCGGCACAAGAGCCGCAGCCGCAGUCCCGGCCACCGCAGCCACCGCAAGAAGAAGUCCCGCCACGCCGAGCGCGAGAAGAGCAAGGAGGACACGGAGUGAAGAGCCUCCGUCUCUCUCGUGCGUCAGUGCUCUCGUUCGUGAAGCUGUGUUCAGCACAUUUUCCUGGUCUACUUGUUUGUAAGAUAAGAAUUGAUCAUUUCUCACCUUCAAA